UCUUAGGGCGAAAUAGCUUUAUGCGUGGAAAUUUUUUUGGACAGAGCAAUGAAACUCCUAAUUCUGAACCUAAAACCAUUACAACAACAGCUGAAAAUGUAAGAUCCGUUUCAAUCAAUCUUCAAAUCCAAGAAAAGGUCAACGAACUUGAAAAAUCCUUAAACGUAGCAGCAAACGAGACGAAUGAAUUGAACCACACAUUGAACAGUAUAAUCAAAUACAGGAAGCAGUUAGAUGCCAUUUCAACAGAUUUAGAAAAAAAAGUACAAGAAGAUGCAAAACUUCUGAGAGAAGUUGAAGAGCAAAUAGAAAAUAUGGGGAUUAUUGAAAAAGAACUAAAUAUUAAAGAAGCAAUGCUGCUCGCAUUGAACGGACGAGAAACUAUAUUGAGCAAAAAAAUUGAACAUGAUUUGAACUUUUACAACGAUCCUAGCGUCCUUGAUAGCUGGAAUAUUUCAUUUUUUGCGCAACACACUGGUACCUUCAAUGUCAAAACUGUCAUACAUCCUUAUGACAUAGUUCCUUUAAACCAAGGCCAGUGUUUCAGUUCUUCGUCGGGCGUAUUUACUGUACCAUUUCACGGCAUGUAUCAUUUCUAUUUCACAGCAUUGAAAACGAAAAAGCAAGAGUCUGGAACAGGCCGUUUAACAAUACAACUCGUGAAAAACCGAAAAAUCGUUCCAACUUUACGGGAAGUGUUGGCUGAAAUUCAUAUGGAUUCAACUGAUUCGUACGGGUUUUUCCCCUUGCAAUUACAAGCAACCGCCGAACUGCAGGAAAGGGAUGAGAUAACUGGAGAAUUGUUUGAAGGUUCAAUUUACGAGAGCGGUUCCCUCGAUCACCCUCUCACCAGUUUUGGUGGCUUUCUUAUUAACCGUUUAUGAAAUGAAAAUCCCUUAUUUCAUUUAAAUAUUCUAAAUUUUAUAUUUUACUAUUUUUGACAUG
Messenger RNA from Daphnia pulicaria, 945 nucleotides. RefSeq lists its product as uncharacterized. The record is from RefSeq and is a predicted model, not a curated record. Gene Ontology annotation, molecular function: protein binding. The transcript is spliced from 3 exons. Bases 21 to 884 code for a protein of 287 amino acids. NCBI's taxonomy places the organism in Eukaryota, Metazoa, Arthropoda, Branchiopoda, Diplostraca, Daphniidae.